This is a messenger RNA of Schistosoma margrebowiei, 1647 nucleotides long. The record is from the annotation of a GenBank genome assembly. NCBI's taxonomy places the organism in Eukaryota, Metazoa, Platyhelminthes, Trematoda, Strigeidida, Schistosomatidae.
AUGUCUGUUCAGAAUUCCGGUGUCCUAGGUGAACCGAUUGAUAAACGUCAAUAUGGAGGUAAUGGACUGAAGUUUGUUGUGAUAUAUACAGAAAGUAUUCGAAGUCAUCGAUUAUUUAGUGAAUUCAAGAAGGAAGUAAUAGAUGUAGCUUUUCGAUUCUGGGAGAGGGCAUUGAGUGUAAGAAGACCACCAAACAGAAAGCUGCUUGCAGAAAGAGGAUGUGUUGAGAAAACAUUCUUCAAAGAUUUAACAACGGGUAGAAUAUUUUGUAGAUCACAAUGCAACCCACACGCUAAAUGCUAUGACCAUCCAAUUCCAGAUGAAUAUGCCUCCGGAUGCUCUGUAGGAUCUAGUGUUGGAUCUCUCAGAGAAGUUUAUCGAGAUGGUCCAGGAUUUGCACCAAAUCAAUAUGUUGUUUUUGUUUCAAGUGUGAAUGAACAUGGUUGCUUAUCAGGUAGAACAUUGGCUUAUGCUGGUGCAUGUGAAACGCACCCUACAACUGACAGACCAAUUAUGGGAAUGAUCAACUUCUGUCCAGGAAAGAUGGAAAUAGAAGAACCAGGAAGAACUAUGAUGCUUGGUACAGCUAUUCAUGAAAUGGCUCAUGCUUUGGGAUUCUCUAAGUCAAAUUUCCCUUUGAUGCGUGAUCUAAACGGCAGACCAUUAACACCAAGAGAUCCCAAAACAGGUAAACCACCACUGAAUCCUCAAAGGCAGUAUGUUACAAGUGACAUUACUGUUAGACGUAUUGGUCGUCCCUGGCAUACAGCUGCUGGAUCUUUUAUAAAACCUGUCUUAGCAUUUGUUACACCGACAUUACUGGCGGUAGGACGCAAACAUUAUAACUGCCCUAAAUUGGAUGGGAUCGAGAUAGAGAAUGAAGGUGGAGAAGGAACGGCUGGUUCACAUUUUGAGAAGCGAACAGUUGGUGAUGAAACAAUGGCUGGUGAGACAGGAGUGAAAAGUGUACUUUCGGCAUUAACAUUAGCAUUCUUCACAGAUUCAGGCUGGUGGGAUGUCGAUUAUUCAGUUGCUGCAGAAUGGCAUUAUGGAAAGGAGUUAGGUUGUAACUUCGUCAUGGGAAGCUGUUAUGCAUAUAUGGCACGAAUGAAGCAAGCACGGAAAAGCAUAGAACCUUACUGUGACGAAACGGGUUCUUUAACGUGCUAUCAUAAGAAGGCUUUUGGGAUUUGUGCUAUGGGGAAAUAUAAGGGUGUGUUACCACCAGAAGAACAAUAUUUCGAAGGUUCUCCUAAUGUCGGAGGUACCAGUACAUUGACAGAUAGAUGCCCCACUGUUCAGCCAAUGGAGACAUUUUUCAAAGAACCUUUUAUGACCUACUGUGAUCAUCGUUUAAAUAUUCCAUUUGCACAAAGAGGAAAUAUGUUUGGUCAAGCUUUUGGGAAUAAAUCGAUAUGCAUUCCACAUAUGGGAGCUUGGAGAGCUGAAAUGAAUGGAAAAUUAACACAAGAUCCUCGAGUUAAAGCAACUUGUCAUGAUUACAUGUGUUCACGUACUGUACAAAUCAUCGUUGAUGGUCAAGCGUUUCCAUGUAUUUCUGGUGUAGCACAAAUACAAACUGGGCGAAUUCAAGGAAAUGCGAUCUGCCCUGAUAUGAAUGAUGUUUGCAGAGCAUACCGAAAAUGA